GAAAUAUAUUACCAGAUUUAUUAAAUACUAGUACAAAUAAAAAAGUAAAAAUAAAAAGAAGGAAUUUUAGUUAGUGUGUAUUAAAGUAAUUUCCUACUCUCCCACCUGGAAGAGACAGCAAUUUUCAUUGUCGCCGUCGCUCGUCGCCGGUCGCCGUGCGAAUCCACCGUGCCCCCACCGUCGCUGCCACUAUACCCAUAGCCUUCGGAGCUCCGUCGUGCCAAGGUUUCUAGCAUUUUGAGUUCAGGUUUGGGUUUUGCAGAGAGAGAUGGGAAGGAGGAUACUAAAUGAUGCAUUGAGAUCGAUGGUGAAUGCUGAGAGAAGAGGAAAAUCUACAGUGGAGUUGCAGCCCAUCUCCACAGUUAUGUCUUCAUUCCUCAAAAUCAUGAAAGAUCGAGGUUAUAUCAAGGAUUUCCAAGUUUAUGAUCCACACAGAGUGGGGAGGAUAACAGUUCAACUGCAAGGCAGGAUUAAUGAUUGCAAAGCACUCACUCACAGGCAGGACAUCAAGGCAAGGGAUAUUGAGCAAUACAAAAUACGCACACUGCCAACGCGUCAGUGGGGUUAUGUUGUGAUUACAACUCCAGAUGGAGUUUUAGAUCAUGAAGAGGCCCUUAGACGUAAUGUGGGUGGUCAGGUUCUUGGCUAUUUUCACUAGCACCUAUAUCAUCUCUAGCAAUGGCUUGGUGGAUGAACAUAAUUAGGUAGUCAUUUGCACAAUGAUGGCUUGCAAGGACUUCACCAACAAGAAUAAGCUGUUUUGUCCGCUCCAUGUCUAGAUUGUUCAAUGAUUGAGAAAAAUGUUAAAAAUUAAGCUUGGUUUUUGUUCUCACAGAGUUACUAUCUUUUGUAGUUGAACUGAUGGACAAACUUUUUUUUAUUUUUUAUUUUUCCCUCACAAUCAUGAUUAAUCCUUUCUCUAGUUGAAUGGAUGCCAUAGAUUGGAUUUUUGUCCAUUUGGAACUUGAAUACGGAUGAACAAUUUUGGGGAAAUAGUUUCUUUUUGCACUAUCAAAAGAACAACAUUUUAGA
Ziziphus jujuba (common jujube) is the source of this 1032-nucleotide messenger RNA. RefSeq names its product small ribosomal subunit protein uS8my. Gene Ontology annotation, biological process: translation. Gene Ontology annotation, cellular component: ribosome; cytosolic small ribosomal subunit. The transcript is spliced from 5 exons. Gene Ontology annotation, molecular function: structural constituent of ribosome. NCBI's taxonomy places the organism in Eukaryota, Viridiplantae, Streptophyta, Magnoliopsida, Rosales, Rhamnaceae. The record is from RefSeq and is a predicted model, not a curated record. The coding region runs from base 269 to 658 and encodes 129 amino acids.